UACCGUCGUAUUUUUAAAAAUUACAUCAUCGUCACUCUCUACAUAUUUAAAAGUAAACAAAUUUACCAAAAUACGACCACGCUACAGAAUUCACUUCAGAUGAAUUACACAUUAAUGUUUGUAAUAAUACACAUUAGUGCAACAAUAUAUUCUGCCAAAUGACAAAAAUGUCACUGAACGAAAAAUCAAAAGUCCUUAUAAUUACAAGAAUGUCACCGCCCAUUUGACCUCGGAGCAUUUGACCAGAUCUGCAGCGUUGAUACAUCACAUCGAACAAUAUGAUUCAUUUUUAUUUCUUUCGCUAUUGCUCUACUUCUAUUUACCUAUCUAUAUAUUUGUAAAUUGCAUGGCAGCAUAUAACCAAUUCCCUUGUCCUACUCUUGUGGAUCUUGAGGGCACUCUCAACACACACAGAGCACAAAUAUUUCCCCCACACACACAUAUCCAACUUGAGUCUCUCUCACAUUCUCUUCUCUACAGCUUUUGAGCAUGGCAUCAAGUAAAUCACGCAGCAACAAAAGGUCAUCAUCAACCUCAACAUCAACCACCACAAUCAUCAUCUUCAUACCACUCUCUCUCCUCCUCCUAUGGCUCCUCACUUCCAACACCUUCUCCCCUACCCAAUCCCCAUCCCGGCCCGCCACAACCACCACGAACACUCCAGAGCCCGUAAAGCCCAUCUCCCGAUACCAAAAACCUGAAACCCACCACGUCGACCACGAAGACAUUCCCACCCACCUUCCCACCCACGACAAUGACGACGGAAACGAAAAACCCGACGACCGAAAAGAUGACCACUCCAAUUCCAAUAACAACCAAGAAACGGAAAACAACGAGAGCACAAUCACGGCCCAAACAGGAGAAGGCGAAGAAAUUCAUGACGAGAUCACGGACAAGGAUCAACGGGAGCGAAUCGACGAGCACCAGAGGCGAGAAGACGAGCAGAUGAUGGAACCGCCACAUAAGAAGGAGGAUUUGGAGUCGCGGGACCCGCGUGGGGCCAUAAGCCGGGACCAGAUCGAGCACGACGAGGCCCCCGUGGACGAGUCGAGCGACGACGACGACGACGCGCAGAAGCCGUGGUCCACGCAGGCGGACGAGUCGGUGCACGAGAAGGAGAGGCGGAGGUCUUCUUCGGAUAGUCGAAACGGAAGCUACGAGUACACGUGGCGGCUCUGCAACGCGACAGCUGGCGCGGACUACAUACCGUGUUUGGACAACGAGGAGAUGAUUUCGAAGAUACACAACAGGAAGCACCACGAGCACCGGGAGAGGCACUGCCCCGAGCCGUCCCCCGACUGUCUAGUGCCGCUGCCCAAAGGGUACAAGAAGAGGAUUGACUGGCCUCAGAGUAGGGAUAAGAUAUGGUACCAUAACGUGCCGCACACGACGCUGGCUGAGGUUAAAGGGCACCAGAACUGGGUGAAGAUGAUGGGGGAGUUCCUCACCUUCCCGGGAGGUGGGACCCAGUUUAUUCACGGCGCCUUGCAUUACAUCGAUUUUCUGCAGGAGGCAGUGCCGGAUAUUGGAUGGGGGAAGCACAGCCGAGUGGUGCUCGACGUUGGCUGUGGGGUAGCUAGCUUUGGUGGUUACCUAUUCGAAAGAGAUGUUCUGGCAAUGUCUUUUGCGCCAAAAGACGAGCAUGAGGCACAAGUUCAGAUGGCGCUCGAACGAGGGAUACCAGCAAUAUCUGCUGUGAUGGGCUCUCAAAGGCUGCCCUUUCCUAGUAAGGUCUUUGACAUUGUGCACUGCGCACGUUGCCGGGUCCCUUGGCAUGCAGAUGGUGGUGCUUUACUUCUGGAGUUGAACAGAGUACUUCGUCCAGGAGGCUACUUUGUGUGGUCGGCAACUCCAGUUUAUCAAAAGCUCGAAGAAGAUGUACAAAUAUGGAAAGAAAUGUCUAACCUAACAAUAGCCAUGUGUUGGGAGCUGGUCACGAUCAAGAAAGACAAGGUGAAUUCAGUUGGUGCAGCUAUUUAUCAGAAACCAGACUCGAACGAUUGCUAUGAGCGAAGAAAGCAAAAAAACCCACCAAUGUGUAAAACUGAUGACGAUCCUAAUGCUGCAUGGUACGUACCAUUGCAGUCGUGCAUGCACCAAGCGCCAAUUCAAGAAAACGAGAGAGGGUCCCAAUGGCCUGAAGAGUGGCCCGAACGACUCCAAACGCCACCUUACUGGCUCAACCGAUCCCAGAUGGGCGUUUAUGGAAAACCGGCUCCUGAUGACUUCACUUCAGACUAUAAACACUGGAAAAAGAUGGUCAGUGAGUUGUACAUGAAUGGCCUCGGAAUUAGCUGGUCCCACAUCAGAAAUGUCAUGGACAUGAGAGCUGUUUACGGAGGGUUUGCAGCAGCACUCAAGGACCUCAAAGUAUGGGUAAUGAAUGUGGUUAACACAGACUCACCAGACACACUCCCCAUAAUUUACGAGAGGGGCCUUUUCGGAAUUUACCACGACUGGUGCGAAUCCUUCAGCACCUAUCCACGAACGUACGAUCUUCUACACGCCGACCAUCUUUUCUCUACUCUUAAAAAGAGGUGCAAGCUAGUAAUAGUGAUUGCCGAGGUCGACCGAAUAGUGAGGCCCGGAGGCAAAUUGAUCGUGAGGGAUGACUCGAACACGAUUGGAGAGAUUGAGGACUUGCUAAAGUCUCUGCAUUGGGAAGUGUACUUUCCGAAAAACCAACAUGGGAUGCUUGGGGCUCAGAAGUCCGAGUGGCGGCCCAAUUCGUACGCGGGCCCUUCUUGAAUUGGGCUAUGGUUCGGGCCCUUUUUUUAACUUUGUAGUAGAAAUUUUCGUUAUUUUUAUUCCCAAAGCACGACAGGAUAUAUAGGCUUGUUGUAGUUCGGUGUAGCUUAUCUUACAGACAAUGUUAUAUAGUUUUACGAUAUAACUGGAAACUUUCUAGGAGGUGUUUUGGAUUGAAAGGUGAGGUUGGUUAAACUAGAAGCAGUAGUGAUCAUAUCUGAAGUAUUGUGAUUUGUUUACUAGAUUGGUGAAUUCUAAACUAUUCAAGGGGUCACCACAUUGUAAAUGAGGUGAAAAUAUGACAGAAUUGAGCACACAGGAGUUAAAAUCCACAUUGAGAUGAAAUUUAACAAGGGCCGUUCAAAGGGUUCAGUGAGUGAGGACACUGUAAACAAUGUUGUAAGAAAAAAUUUCAUUUCAGAGUCUUGGGUACAGGGGUUUCACAUUCCAACGUAUAACUCAAAACUCCAUACUUGUUAACACAUUAAAAAAUUACAGAAAAAAAAAGCAGGAGAAAGAGAAAAAGAGAAAGCACCUAUUUUCACUAUCUAUUAGCAAAUUUUGCAAAGUAAUGCCAGUUUACCGAAAUCAAGAUUACAAAACAAAUAAACAAAAGAAACUGUCACCUCCAUUUAUAUUUGCAAGACAAAUAAACAAAAGCAAUGUCAUGUCAGAAUCAAUUCGGAAAAAUAGUUAAGGGGGAAGCUCAAAAUGAUAACUCAGGUAAAAGAAAAAAGUUAUCAAAAUUCAUGAACCUAAAGAAGAAGAAGAAACACGUUGAAUUAAGUAAAUAUGAGUGAAAACCUGUUUGAAUCGAUUUACCUUGCUUAACAUGUAGAUAGGAUUCAAGCAAACCACCUCUUGGUCGAGUGAUUUUGCGGGGAUAUGUUUAAAGGGAAAUGAAACAAGAUACAGGAUUUGGAGAUAAAAUUUUUUAGAUUUGUUUGGAUUUUUU
Molecule: messenger RNA, 3703 nt
Organism: Striga asiatica
Lineage: Eukaryota; Viridiplantae; Streptophyta; Magnoliopsida; Lamiales; Orobanchaceae
Source: the annotation of a GenBank genome assembly